AGCAGCAGCAAGCACCAGUCAUCUUCAGGAAAGUUCAUCAUGCCAGGACGCCCCUUGUGGCAGGUUGCAGGAAAGCGGGAGCCGGAACAGGAAGCACAGGCCCAGGCAUGGAUUGAGACCGUAGUGGGGGAGCGCUUCCGCCCCGGAGUCCCAUAUGAGGAUGUGCUGAGGGACGGCAUUAUCUUAUGCAAACUGAUGAACAAGUUGCAGCCAGGCAUAAUCACCAAAAUAAAUACUUCUGGCGGCGAUUACAAGAUGAUGGACAACCUGAACCAGUUCCAGAAAGCCUGUAUUGCUUAUGGCGUCCCCGAUGUGGACUUGUUUCAAACUGUGGACUUGUGGGACCGGAAGAACAUUGCCCAAGUCACAAUGACCAUCUUCGCCAUUGGCAGAACAGCAUACAAGCACCCCGAGUGGCGCGGACCCUGGCUGGGACCAAAACCUUCCGAAGAGAACCGGAGAGAUUGGAGUGAGGAGCAACUCCGAGCCGGCGAGACGAUGAUUGGGCUCCAGGCCGGUUCCAACAAAGGCGCCACCCAAGCCGGCCAGAGCUUCGGUGCCACCAGGAAGAUUCUGUUGGGGAAAUAAAUCCGUACACUGUAA
This is a messenger RNA of Cryptotermes secundus, 603 nucleotides long. Its product is annotated as muscle-specific protein 20-like. The coding region runs from base 40 to 588 and encodes 182 amino acids. Lineage: Eukaryota; Metazoa; Arthropoda; Insecta; Blattodea; Kalotermitidae. Gene Ontology annotation, molecular function: protein binding. The record is from RefSeq and is a predicted model, not a curated record. The transcript has 4 exons.